ACGCGCAGUCAGGAGGACCGGACCGGAGUCUGGAUGCUCGGUGCGGUGCAGUGUGAUGGUGUCCGGUCGGUGCCGGUUAUGUAAGUCCGGUUUGGUGAGUUAAAGGAACGGACUUACGGACGGACAGCGCGCAGGGAGCUCCGGUGUGAGCGGAGCGGAUUGGUUCGUUCAGUGCUCCGGUGCAGCUCUUUCUGCGACGAAACCUGACGGAAAUAUAAACGCACCCGUCAGUAAAACAUCCCCGCCCUCCUAGAGCGAACGGUCGAAUAUUUCAGCUUAGCGUUUUUGGACAAUGAACUGACCGCUCACAGAACAGCUUGGACCAGCCGGCGGAGAGAAGCUAACAGCCGAAGCCGGCGGAAGGUUUUGAGUGACCAGACAGACGGACAGGAUGCUCCAGCCUCCAUUGGAGGGACGGGUGGGAGAGGGAGCGAGCAUGGACAAGCUUUCUGAAUUCGGUGGGCUCUGUCCAGCCAGCCAGAGGGAGUGGGACACCGUUAGCUGUGUGGACGAUCUAUUAGAGGAAGAUGAGAAGGACAAAGCUAAAAGAGCCUCCCGUAACAAGUCGGAGAAGAAGAGGCGAGACCAGUUCAACAUCCUCAUCAAGGAGCUGUGCACCAUGCUGCAGGGACAGGGUCAUCCACGCAAGAUGGACAAGUCCACCAUCCUCCAGCGCACCAUCGACUACCUGCAGAAGCAGAAAGAGAUGACCGCUCAGACCGAGUCGUGCGAGAUCCAGCCGGACUGGAAGCCCUCGUUCCUCAGCAAUGAAGAGUUCACCCAGUUAAUGCUGGAGGCGCUGGAUGGAUUCCUGAUCGCACUGAGGACCGACGGGAACAUCGUGUACGUGUCCGACAGCGUCUCCUCUCUCAUCGGUCAUUUACCGUCAGACAUGGUGGACCAGAACAUCCUGAACUUCCUGCCCGAGCGCGAACACGCCGAGGUCUACAAACUGCUCUCCACACACCUGAUGAGCGACGCCAUCACUGCGGACUACCUGGAGGGCAACGAGACCCAUAUCGAGUUCUGCUGCCACUUAGUGAGAGGGAACAUGGACCCGAAGGACGCCCCCACCUACGAGUACGUCAAAUUCGUGGGAGAUUUCAAGUUCCAGAGUUACGCUCCUACGUCCUCGUGUAACGGCUACGACCUGGUGUUUCCCCGCGCGCUCCAGUCUUCUCUGGAGGAACAGGUGUGUUUAGUGGCUACCGUUCGACUGGUCACACCACAGUUCCUCAAGGACUUGUGUUGCGUUGAGGACCCGUGUGAUGAAUUCACAUCGAGACACAGCCUGGAGUGGAAAUUUCUCUCUUUGGAUCACAGAGCCUCUCCCAUCAUCGGCUACCUGCCGUUUGAGGUGUUGGGGACGUCGGGCUAUGACUACUACCACGUGGACGAUCUGGACCUCAUCGCUCAGUGCCACAAACAGUUGAUGCAGUGUGGGAAGGGGAAGUCGUGCUAUUAUCGGUUCCUGACCAAAGGCCAGCAGUGGAUCUGGCUGCAGACGCAUUACUACAUUACGUACCAUCAGUGGAACUCCAAACCUGAGUUCAUCGUCUGUACACACACGGUGGUCAGCUAUGCUGAAGUCCAGGCGGAGAAGAGGAGAGAGCACGGACUGGAAGAGAGCCUGGAUUUGUCCACCACCUCAUUAAAGGGGCAGGAAGUGUGUCCGGAUGUAUGCGCCCCUAUGGACACAUCCCGGGACAGAAUGGGCUGCGCUCCAUCACCCUCCUCCCACAGCUCACGCAAAUCGACACACACCGCCGUGUCCGACUCGGCCUCGAACUCUUCGGCCCACUAUAAAGAGAGCUGCACCCCAUCCAGACAGUCGGUGUCUGUGGGACCUGAGAGCUCCAGCAAUCUGAAUCACAGCGCUGCAAAGACCCUGGCUCAGAGACAGAGUUCACUGGAGCCCCGUCCACCCUCCCCCUCCUGCACUCACCCCUCAGUCAUGCACCAGGUGGCGUGUGCAGGUCUCCCCCAGCCUCAGCUCGGUGUGAUGCACCAGCUAAAGGAGCAGCUGGAGGAGAGAACACGAAUCCUGCAGCUCGACAUCAAGAGCCAACAGCAGGAAUUACAUCACAUCAAAGAGAAACUACAGCUCACCAAUAUACAGAUGUUGAUGCAGCAGCCGGUGAAUGUAGAUUUCCCCUCACAGUCUUCAGCCCCAAACAGCCAGUCAGGGGUUCCACACCAUAACAAUACACACUCACACCAAACACAUCAAACACACCAGACGCACCCCAAACCCUCGCAGUGUGCAUCACACACCGUCCCAUCACACACACUGCACCGAGAACAGCCCAGCAUCUCGACAACACAGCAAACUCUGGUCCACAGCAGCACGAUGCAGAACGUGUGUGUCCCGGUCCAAACACACACCAGCCUGACGAUGCCUCUCUACAGCAACCCCAUGAUGUUCUCACCCAACCACCAGGGAUACCGCCAUGCAGCGGACACACACACACCGCACACCAACGUGCAGAACACACACACUCACGCGAGCCCGGAUGCACAGCUACGGAUGCUGUUAAACCAGCCGGUGCAGAGUCUGGUUCCAGACGGCGGCGGUGCUCAGACACCACACUGCAGCGCCACCAUGCAGCAAACCAAGUAUCUGGACGAGCAGGUGAUGGCGUCUUCGUUCCCCGUGCAGCAGGUCAGCUGCAAUGCCGUGUUCGUCCCCUCCCCUGUGUUCACAUCACCAAUCAUGAUCUCCCACAACAGUUUCCUCGCCCCUAGGACUCCGCUCGCCUACGCCGACGGUCCUCCGAGGUCACAGCACGGCCUGCACAUCCAACAGCAUCAGCAGUUCUUUCAGGUGCAGCCGCAGGGUCUGAUCCAGAGCGCCCCCGCUCAGACUUUUUUCCACGCCGCUAACAUCCCGCAGCAGUGCACUAUGGGAUACGUGCAGCAGCAGCAUCCGCACCAGCAGCAGCAUCAGCAGCACCUUCGUUCCCAGCCUCAUCCGAGCAGCCUGUCGGAUUACAGAAACAUGCUUCCACGGUAGCCCCGCCCCUACGGAAGAGCCAGAGAGGCUGCUGGGAUAGCGUGUGGAGCGGCCCGCUCCGAAAAAGCAAGGGAUGACGGAAAAGGCUAAGUGCAUUAAUCAUGCCACCGAAGUCGUCAAGCGAGGCGGCUGGUUAAGGAUCUCUGCCUUCCAGACACCGCAGGCAAAGGAUGCUGGGAUACGCAGGACGACCUAGCUGAGGUGAGGACACGGAGGAAACCUCACGCCUGAAUCCAGUGCUGCUUUUAUAGGGUCAUGUGACCGGCACAGUGAAGACGAACCUUCUCCAAGAUCUGGACGAUGAACAUUAAUCUGAACGUUCACAUAAACGAUGAGUUUUUGUAGUUUCUUUUGUCCUGGAGAAUUUUGUUGUUAUUGUUUUGUUUCAGGUUUGAGCUCAACGUGAUUGCAAACACAUAAAAAACUAGCACAGAACAAACAAACCUCGGUUUUGGACCAGCACCGAUACGCUGCAGUACAAUUUAGUCGUACAGUCACUUAUUACGAAGGAAGAAGGCGUCAGAAUCGUUUACAAACAAAUGCAGGUGCGUUAAAGUCGAGCCAAGUUGUUCCUAGAUGAAGGAGAAAUCGUCUCAUGCACCAGCAGCAGCACCUUGUUUAACGGUCAGUGGGUCGUUACCCUGCUUAGUUAUCGGCCCUGGUGUCUCUGAGGUGAAGUCAAGUCAGGUCAAUGUCAGUCAGUUUUUACAGUUAACAUUGUCUCAAAGCAACUUUAAAGAAUCCAGGACCGACAGACCAAAAACCCCUGUGGAGCAAGCCGAGAGUAACAGUGGCAAGAAAAAUCUCCCUUAAAAUUACAGGAAGAAAGGAACCAGACUCAGCAGGGACCUCAGUCCUACUAACCCAAGAACAGUAUCCACGCUGCUAGUGUGUAAAACGAUAUCAACACCCAAAACUCGUAUAUAUGACAGACGAACACUUAAGCGGUUAAACUGCGUUGGGACCUGCACACAAACCACUUGUCUGCACUGGGUUUUGUGCUUUAGUCCCUGGACUGUAAACACAAUAAGGGCGGAUAAGAUGUGGUUUUGCCUUGACUCCAAUAUUGAAUAUUGCAUAGCUAAAAUGCAUUGUCCCUGCAAUGUAAGCUACAGUGGGCUUUGUGUUACCAUCGUUGGACUGUAGAUGACUGGAAAAGCAUGAUUUAGUCUGAUAAUACGGCUAUGCACAAGUACUGAGGGAAUUCCCCAUAGGUGCUGCAAUUACUCCCUCUGCUGGCUAAUCGAUGGUGCUGCACAGAGACGGGGGAUACUGGAGAUCGGUGCGUGACUCUCCGUGUGCGAUACGGAUCUCCGUAUUUAUUUAUAAUAAAUAAAUAAAUAAAAGAACCUUGGACAAUCAUAACAGUGAUCAGUAUGUUAACAGCCUGUAAUUGACUGUGAGUAGAGAAAUCUAGCUGGUGGACGUGCUGUUGUCUAUUGUUUACAAUGCAAUAAGCUUGCAAACAGUAGCUAAGCUAACUACAGAUGAAUUGUGAACGCAGGGUACGUGACUAUGGUACGAUAGCACUUAGCGAUAUCAUAUUUCACUGUGCAUUUUUCUCUUCACUCUUUUAAUCUGAAUGAAACAGAAACAAAUAAAUUAGGAAAUAUUUUAUCAAUUCA
Messenger RNA from Trichomycterus rosablanca, 4638 nucleotides. It is a transcript of the gene npas2, whose product is annotated as neuronal PAS domain protein 2. The transcript has 22 exons. Gene Ontology annotation, molecular function: protein dimerization activity; DNA-binding transcription factor activity, RNA polymerase II-specific; RNA polymerase II cis-regulatory region sequence-specific DNA binding. Gene Ontology annotation, cellular component: cytoplasm; CLOCK-BMAL transcription complex; nucleus. Gene Ontology annotation, biological process: circadian regulation of gene expression; regulation of transcription by RNA polymerase II. The record is from RefSeq and is a predicted model, not a curated record. Bases 392 to 3013 code for a protein of 873 amino acids. Lineage: Eukaryota; Metazoa; Chordata; Actinopteri; Siluriformes; Trichomycteridae.